Molecule: messenger RNA, 2148 nt
Organism: Serendipita indica DSM 11827
Lineage: Eukaryota; Fungi; Basidiomycota; Agaricomycetes; Sebacinales; Serendipitaceae
Source: the annotation of a GenBank genome assembly
AUGCAUCCAGAGCAGCCACCAGUCAUCUUUUCACCAACUCAGGCUCUUCUUAUUCUUGCACUCAUCUUUGUAGUUCCGGUCCUCCUUCUAAACCCAGUGUUUGACGUAAGUCGGACCCUGGCCAUGCUAUUCGAGGCGCUGGGGCUCGGAUUCUUGCUCGGGAAAUCGACAGACGACGAGUCGUAUAGCUAUGAUCACCGAAAAGACAAGCGCAAGAAAAUUAUUCGCUCCAGAGCAGAGCAGGCGGCUAGCACAUCAGAGGCUUCUCAUCACUCUGGAAAGUAUUAUCCUGGUCUUGUCAACAUUUCCGGCACCUACUGCUUCCUAAAUUCCACUCUUCAAGCUAUGGCAUCUCUAUCAUAUCUCCAGCCAUACCUCGAUUCCACGCAUGCAAAAGCAGAUCUCGCCGAUGUUCCGACGCCAGUGCUUGACGCUCUUGUCGCACAAAUGCAUAGCCUCAAUAGUCCUUCGUCAAGACAUACGAGCCUCCGGCCUACAGAACUCAUUCAUGCCCUUUCCACUCCGACACCAGGCUUCAAACGCGGGACUUUGUUUGCAUCAAGAGAACACCAAGAUGCGCAAGAGCUCUUCCAACUGAUCACGGAGACGCUCAAGGAGGAGGCACGCGCGGUGGACACCGAAACAACCAAGGAUAGAGGCCUCGGUGGACUUGGAACGCCGCACCAGGUUUACCUUCAACGAUCCGCACGUGAACCCGGCAAAGGAGUCUUCGAGGGCCUCACUGCGAACCGGAGGAGCUGCGUAAUGUGUGGUUAUACAGAGGCUGUCAUGCAUUUUACUUUUGACAACCUUCAACUUACCAUCCCUCGCGUCUCUCAGUGCAGGAUCGAAGAUUGCCUAGAGGAUUUUACACGAAUGGAAAUCUUGACCGAUUGCAUUUGCCGCAAGUGCUCCAUGACAGCGACACUAAGGAAGCUGGAAGCUGAUGCAAUCAGAAUCGCGACACCUGUCGACGGAGUCGAGACAUCUUCCCGGAAGAAGCGUACCAAGGAUGUCAAGAAACUGGCGGCAAAAGUCAAGGAAGCACUCGAGACAGGGAGAAUAGAAGAAGACAUCAAAGGUGUGACACUGGAGAAGGUUAUAAGCAAGUCCUCCACGAAACAGGCCAUGAUUGCCCGGGCUCCUCCUGUUCUAGCCCUGCACCUCAAUCGUUCAGCUUUUUACGGACAUUAUGCGGCAAAGAACAAUUGCAGCGUAUCUUAUCCGGAGAUCCUGGACCUGACUCCAUUCACCACGUCCGGAGCGUUGUCCACGUCCCCACAAUCGCCGAUAUCCAAGCCGACGCCCGGCAUACCGCCUCGCAGUUCAACUCCCACCCCCUCUACCUAUUCAAACCCACGAACCCUUUAUCGCCUCGCGUCUGUUGUGUGCCACUAUGGCGCACACUCCUAUGGGCAUUAUGUCGCAUACCGACGGAAACCUAGAGAUCCCUCCCUUCGAAGCUCCCGGUGGAACCCUCCACAACUUCAAUGCCCGUAUGGAUGUACAUGCGACAAGUGCGAAGAGUUUGGGCCCGUGCGUGAGCCAAAUCCUUUCGCCGAUGUCACUAUUACGCCCUCGCGUAAAGGAAAAGAGCGUUCGUGGGAGACCAAGCAAGAUGUUUGGCUACGGAUAUCCGACGAAAGUGUCAAGGAGGUUGACUUGGAAACUGUCCUCUCGGAGAGGACAGGUAGCUUCAUGCUCUUCUACGAAAAAGUGCUACCAUUCCAGAGUGAUGGUGACCGAACAUCACCUAUGAGCUCGCAAGAGACGGUGACGCCACAUCAAGAAGAAAGAAAAGUAAAGCCAGAAGACUUGAUGGAUCACGAUCGUCUUCAACCAUUCACCGCUAGGAUUGUCAGGAGUGUUUCCGUUGGGAGGAGUAGAGAAGGUAGCGUGAUAUUGGGUUCGGCAUCUGAUGUCGGAGCCGAGCCCACGGAAACUACACCGGCCAACUCGCAUCCGAACGGUCAUGCUGACCCUCAGUUGCCAAAUGGGAGCGCGUCAACAGCUCAUGAUACUACCAAUGGGACGAAAAAGCCUCACUAUCCAUCUAGCCACGUAUCCGGACCUCCGCUACUAUCUCCAUCACCUCAAUGUGUUCCCCAGAGUCUGUCUCCCACGCGGACGGUCGAUCUAGUGGCAUAA